Cannabis sativa is the source of this 3664-nucleotide messenger RNA. RefSeq lists its product as uncharacterized. Bases 174 to 1430 code for a protein of 418 amino acids. Gene Ontology annotation, molecular function: protein binding. The transcript has 13 exons. NCBI's taxonomy places the organism in Eukaryota, Viridiplantae, Streptophyta, Magnoliopsida, Rosales, Cannabaceae. The record is from RefSeq and is a predicted model, not a curated record.
CACCUAUUAUAUGAAAAAAGGGACCAAACUAAUCCUUGAAUGCCCUCGAGGAGUCGAGAAAGUGACAAGAGACACUAGUCUAACUCUAACAUAGCUAUUGGUCCAUUGCGUUACAUUACUGCUCCCCACUUCACUCGUGGUGGUGUGUGUCCGAAACUUGGAAGUGUAGAGCCAUGAGCGGCGAACCGAAGAGAGAAGAUCCACUGGCCAAAGCCACCACAGCAGCCGAUGAUCUCUACCAUCUCCGAGAUACGUACUUUCCCCCAAAUCCAGAUGACAAAAUCUCUAAGCUUCAGCUUCACUCCGAUCUCGCUCUCAACCUUCUCGAUUCUAUCCCUUCUGAAGAAAGAAAACUUCCUAGUCAACGAGCAACAUAUGAGUAUUUGAAGGGAAAGAUACUAGAUGUAUUUUCUGACUAUAGUAAAGAAGCAGAGGACCAUCUCUCAAAAGCUGUUAAGUUGAAUCCAUCGCUUGCAGAUGCUUGGCUGUGUUUAGGUAAUUGUAUUUGGAAGAAGGGAGAUUUAUCUGCAGCAAAGAAUUGUUUUACUCUUGCAUUGAGCAAGGGUCCUAACAAAAAGAUCCUUUGUCAAUUGUCGAUGCUUGAUAGAAAAAUGGCUCAAGGUAGUGAGAAUCAGGAAGAACUUGUAGAGGAAAGCAUUCAACAUGCCAAGGCUGCUAUAUCUUUAGAUGUUAAGGAUGGAAAUUCUUGGUAUAAUCUCGGAAAUGCAUAUUUUACUAGUUUUGUCAUGACUGGUGCUUGGGAUUACAGCAAACUUCGGCAGUCUUUAAAGGCAUACCAAAAUGCUGAGAAGGAUGAAAGAAUGGAGUCCAAUCCAGACUUAUAUUUUAACUGUGCCACUGUACACAAAUAUCUGGAGAACUAUGAGAGGGCCCUCACUGGCUUUGAAGCUGCUGCUUUGAAGGAUCCUGGUCUCAAGGCUGCCGAGGAGGUUCAGCAGAUUGUUAAUCUUCUCGAUAAGAUAGAUAAUAUGUUGGGAUAUGCUAGAGCUAAAAGACUUGCUUCUAUUGCAGCAUCUCUGACUACCGUUAUUAUAAAUUCCUCUUAUAAAAGAGGUACUAUAGAUCUUCUUCUGGAAGGUCUUAACAAAGAAGUAGCACUAGUGGGAAAAGUGCUAUUCUUCAUCAAACACGAGCAUGCUUCUCCCUCCAGGUACUAUGUGAUUUGUGACUCGAACAAGACAUGCUUUAUUCUAUCAGUGUAUGGUCUACGAAAUGAUGCGAUCAAAGAAGGAGAUCAGGUUGUGCUAUUACAACCCUUUUACCGUCACACCGAUUUUUCUUGGAGAGGGAAGUCUUACCAGUUCAAAUCAAUUCGUGUGGAUUUCUUGGAACAAAUUGUUGUGAAUGGAAAGGCUCUGUCUCCCCAACAAGCUGUGCAUACCUCGAUUAUUGCUCAACAUAAACCAUAAGUUGUUGUAUCGGGUGGAUGUUGAAUUUUCAAGAUAUUUGUUUUUCUUUCUUCUAUAGACUUGUCAUUUUUUAAAUAGGAAAUUCAGGUUGCAGGAAAAGGUGUAUUUUGGCACAAGUUUAGUGAUUAGAAGAAGCCAGCAGUUGUGGAAAGGAAAACGGUACAUUCAAUGGAGUUUGUUAAUGUUUGAUUAAAUUUUGUAAGCUGUGCUUCUUUGGGAUUCUUAUAUGAUUUUUCUAAAAAAACAAAAAAGAAGAAGAAGAAAGAACAUUCUUUGUGGAGGAUCCGUUGUUUGAGCUUCUUGAAUAAAGGAAUUAUUAUCAAGGAAAAUUUGAUAUUUAUGUAUAUUUUCACUUACAAACUAUAUUUAGAUGUAAACAUAACAGGUAUGUUAACUUCUGCACUACCCUGCAUGGACAGGUAAGAUGCUUGAAAAUAGUAUAUGAUAUAUUUAAAUAUAUAUUCCUCUUACGUUCAAGGAAGAAGGAAAAAAAUUCUAUGUACUGGUCCCAAUACCCAUGCAACCCAAUAUUUAUUCAAUGGUCUAAUGGUAAUGCUGAUACAGUUCAUUUAACCAUUGUGAUCAAGAUUAUAGCACAAUUAUUUCAUUGCUUGCAGUCUCAUUCAGAGUUGUGUAAUCUCUUGCAAUUUCAGUGAGCUAAUUACCAGCCAGUCAACACUGAAUACCAGAACCCAAAUCUAUUAUCACCUACCAAACAAACAAAUACUACACUACCCAGAGACGUGAGAAGGGUUUAUCCUAAAAGUAUAUGCUUUUGGCACUUGACGAAUAUACCAAGAAUAUACUCGUUUAAAUUUAAUCAUAUUAUUAAAGAGACAGACCCGUAUUGUAUUAGUAAAGCUUUUAUUUUUUAGCUGAAAAUUGGUCCAUAUAUACUUGUAUUGGCUUGUUUUUUGUUAUUAGCUGUUUCUUCACAUAUAUCAUAUUGGCUGUUGCAGGCAUGGCAUGGUGAUGGAUAUGUUUGUUGAUGGUCAUGUAACUUAAAGUGUAACAUCAUCAACAUACUACUUAACAUGUACACUUUAUGGUUAGAUGACCAUCAACAAACACUUUCAUGAUACAUAUGAUGCAAUAACAACAAUAUCUUCCCAACUCUUCCUUUAAUUACCAUAUAUCAUUGGGUCUUCCUCUCUUUUAAUUUGUAGUAUUCUACACUUUUUUACUUUACUCAUAAUUACUUUUUUGGUUCAAUUAUAUUUUCACUUAUUCAUUGAUUUCGUGUGAUAUGUCCUCAUUCUUUGAACUUUCUCAUUUUAAGUUGCAAAAGCAUGGUAAGAACAAGACAGAUCUGUUCAAGAAUGUAAAUAUUGAGGAAUCUAACUUUUGUUUUUGGCAGUUUAUGUUUUCGAAUAUUUUAUUGUUUUUUAUUUGUCUUUAAUGGCUGUGAUAAACUCUCGUGACUCUUCGAUAAAAAGGCUGAGCUGUGUUACAGUUUGGAAAUUCGGUAGAUUAUCACAACUUUUCUAGACUUCUUGAUUUGAAAUGUUGAUUGAAUAUUGUAUUGUAUGUCCUGUUUAAUUGAAUUUCAUUUCCGGAUGAAAUAUAAUAUUACGCCAGAAAUGAUAAAUAUAUAGAGAAGAAACUAAAGCAAAGUAGGACAUAAUCAAUGUAGAGAGAGGAAACUACGACUAUGUUUAACCAAUUUAACAGUUUGGUUUGGAAAAAACUCGAAUCAUUCAAGUAUUUCAUAUAAAUUAGUACACGAUAAAAGAAUAUAUUUGUCCCUUAUUUUUUUACAAAUCUAGAAUACAUCCCCAUAUUGGUUUGAUGUAGUGUGAUAUCUAAUGAUUAAAAACAGUUCUAUCCAUUCCAUCAAACCCAAUAAUGAAUUGCAUAUCUAAAUGAUUUAUGGUGCACAGCCUACACAGGAGAAGAUGAAGGUGCGGUGACUUCUAAAGCGGACCAACCUAGCACCACUAGGAGGAGGCGACGUUGCCGUGGCGCCACGGCCAAGGCCAGCUACCGAGUUAUGGCGCCGCAGCUUGGAGUUGUAGCGAUCAGUACUACUGAGAUCUGAUGAGAUGUUGUCGUUGUAAUUGCUCUGAGCUGAACCAGACGAUAGAUGCUCGUAUUGCCUCCUUGUCUUGUUCUUCUUCAUUGACUUGUAAACCAUUGGCAACAACCCCUCCAUUGUAUAUUCUUAUUUAUGCCUUAAUUUCUUCUGUUAUAGUAGUAGUUUUUGAGAGGUUUUUUUUUUCGAUGAAAAUUAGAAU